CCGGCCGCGCGGAGCACGUGGGCCGGUGGGCGGUGCUGCGCCACCGAUUUAUUCCGGUGUUGCGGGGCGGGAGCAGCGCCCGCGCCCGGCAGCAUGCAGGACCUCCGUCUGUGGGCCGCGCUGUGCGGCGCGCUGCUGUGCGCCUCGGGAGUGCUGGCCGCCUCGGGUGACUUCUGUGACUCCAGCCAGUGCCUCAACGGUGGAACCUGCUUGAUGGGCCAGGAUGCUGCCCCCUUCUUCUGCCUCUGCCCUGAAGGCUUCACUGGCCUCGUGUGCAACGAGACGGAGGAAGGUCCCUGUUCCCCAAACCCCUGCUACAACAAUGCUGAAUGCCAGGUGGUUGGUGACGCUCACCGAGGGGAUGUCUUCACCCACUAUAUCUGCGAGUGCCCUCAGGGCUACAUGGGCACCCACUGUGAAACCAGGUGCGCCAAGCCACUGGGCAUGGAGGGCGGUGCCAUCGCCGACUCGCAGCUCUCUGCUUCAUCGGUGCACUUGGGCUUCCUGGGUUUGCAGCGCUGGGCCCCGGAGCUGGCCCGGCUUCACCGCACUGGCAUUGUCAACGCCUGGACAGCCAGCAACUAUGAUAGGAAGCCCUGGAUCCAGGUGAAUCUGCUGCGGAAGAUGUGGGUGACAGGUGUUGUGACACAAGGUGCCAGCCGCGCGGGCAGCGCUGAGUACGUGAAGACCUUAAAGGUGGCCUACAGCUUGGAUGGGCGCAAGUUCCAGUUCAUCCAGGAAGCGGACGGGUCUGGAGACAAGGUGUUUGCCGGUAACGUGGACAACAGUGGACUGAAGACCAACCUGUUCGAGUCCCCUCUGGAGGCACAGUAUGUGCGGCUGUACCCCGUGACCUGCCACCAGGGCUGCACCCUCCGCAUGGAGCUCCUGGGCUGUGAGCUGAAUGCAGGAUGCUCAGAACCCCUGGGCCUAAAGGACAACACUAUCCCCGACAAGCAGAUCACGGCCUCCAGCAGCUACAAGACCUGGGGCCUGCGUGCCUUUGGCUGGUAUCCCUUCUACGGGCGACUGGACAAGCAGGGCAAGUUCAACGCCUGGACGGCCCAGAGUAAUGACGCCUCUGAGUGGCUGCAGGUCGACCUGGGUUCCCAAAAGCGGGUGACAGGCGUCAUCACCCAGGGGGCUCGGGACUUUGGCCACAUCCAGUACGUGGCAGCCUACAAGGUGGCCCACAGCAACGAUGGCCGGAACUGGACCGAGUACAAGGAACAGGGGGCCACGGACAGCAAGGUUUUCCCUGGCAACCUGGACAACUACUCGCACAAGAAGAAUGUGUUUGAGACGCCCGUGCUGGCUCGCUUUGUGCGCAUCCUGCCCGUGGCGUGGCACAACCGCAUCACUCUGCGCCUGGAGCUGCUGGGCUGCUAGUGGGGGCCCGGCCAGGGGGCCUCCUGCCUGGCUGUAGCCCAAGAGGGGGUCCCACCAGACGCUCCUCUCUCCUCCUCACCCUCAGCUCCCUGGGGGCCUGGGGGUGGGGGCUCCUGCCCUGGCUCCCUAUAGGGGGUGGCACCAGACACUCCUCUUUCCUCCUCACCUUCAGCUCCUUGGGGCCCCGGCCAGGGGGGCUCCUGCCAUGGGCUGUAGUACAGCCUCAGAGGGGGGCCAACCAGACGCUCCUCUCUUCUCUUCACCCUCAGCUCCCACUGCUCUGGCGCCUGGCCCUCCUACCAUCCCGAUUUCUCAGGCAUCACUCGGGGCUGGAGUUGGGGGUGGGUGCCUGCUGCCAGGCCCUGGCUGACACUGAAGAGCCCCGGCUUCUUUUCCCAUAUACUACAUCCUCACAUCCACCUAGCCCCAGAACCUUUCCUCCUAUCUCCCCAGAGACUGCUACUGACCCUUGUCUUGGCCUGGAGGUUUGCGGAAGGGAGGGGGCUGGCCGGGCGGGUGUGGUGCCAUUCUGCUGUUCUCACCCCACAGCACACAGGCAGCUUCCAGAUACAUUUGUGUUCUUCACUGGGA
Oryctolagus cuniculus (rabbit) is the source of this 1980-nucleotide messenger RNA. It is a transcript of the gene MFGE8, whose product is annotated as milk fat globule EGF and factor V/VIII domain containing. Gene Ontology annotation, cellular component: plasma membrane. Gene Ontology annotation, molecular function: signaling receptor activity. NCBI's taxonomy places the organism in Eukaryota, Metazoa, Chordata, Mammalia, Lagomorpha, Leporidae. The record is from RefSeq and is a predicted model, not a curated record.